AUGUCAAACCCGGGAAAAGGCAAUCCGGAGCCCAAUGUCGUCAUCGGCCGAAUAGGAAUGCGCAGAGAAGGUUCUUUGGCACCUUCCGUGCGUGCUGGCUUCGUCCUUCCUCCCUGUCCCUUGUGUGCGCGGAGAGCAACGGCUAGGAAAUUACGGGCCUCACGAUGGAGAAGGAGCGGCACACCCCCGAUCUACCUGUACAUUGCUGUUAUCAAGGCUGCUACUGGACUGGCUGGCAGGACACCCUGCGAGACACCCUCCCGCGAUGGUGUACAGAUACUGGCCAGUGGCCAGGACGUCCAGCACGGAGGGACUUGUGUGCUGGAAGCCGGGGGGACCGCAGGCAACACGACGCAAUCCGGUCACGCACUGCGGCGGCACCUUGGAUAUGCUUGGAUAUGGGGGCCAUGUCAUGGGACGGGAAGAGAACACACCAUCAACAAGUCGCAACCCAACCUCGAGAAACCCAUCGGAUCCCGGCCCAUGUCAGCCACAACCGCCCUCACCGUACUGCAUGUCCAUCAGGUACCACUUCACGAGCGAGCAGUUGCUUGCACGGGCGCCUGCCUCCCCAGCCAGCAGCGACACAGGCAAUGUUCCAUAACGCCGACGGCGUCGCCGGGAGCCCGACUUUGCUUCCCAAUCCCAAUUUACAUCGCACACACCCGAGGCGCCGAUGCCCGUCCGCCCGCCCGCCCGCAUGGCGCCGACAUCCCAAUUCUUGCCCAGACCGGUGCUCGAAUUUUCAGCUGCUUUGCCCACCUAGCCGCCCAGGUCUUCUCCACAACUCCUUCGAGUAGCGCGGUGACGCCGGAACGCACCACGCUUCGCUCUCACUUUCGCGCCAUCGCGAGUCAACACCUCAUCGCGAGCCCGGCUGACCGGCCCAACGAGUCGGCUGCCGCCGUCGCUGCCAAGUCGCCCGCCGUUGGGAGUCGCCCAGAUAGCCAACGGCGUCGGUUGCCACACGGCCAACAUCCGUUGCGAGGACGGGCGUCCAACUAG
Messenger RNA from Colletotrichum higginsianum IMI 349063, 1005 nucleotides. RefSeq lists its product as uncharacterized. The transcript has 4 exons. The record is from RefSeq and is a predicted model, not a curated record. Lineage: Eukaryota; Fungi; Ascomycota; Sordariomycetes; Glomerellales; Glomerellaceae. The coding region runs from base 1 to 1005 and encodes 334 amino acids.